CAGUAUGUACAGGAGAGGAGUGUGGAGGGUAUGACAGUUGAUCAGUAAGUACAGGAGAGGAGUGUGGGAGGUGUAUGACAGUGAUCAGUAUGUACAGGAGAGGAGUGUGGAGGGUAUGAUGACAGUGGGCCAGUACUAUGUACAGGAGAGGAGUGUGCAGGGUAUGACAGGAUCAGUAUGUACAGGAGAGGAGUGUGGAGGGUAUGACAGUGGGCAGUAUGUACAGGAGAGGAGUGUAGAGGGUAUGACAGUGAUCAGUAUGUACAGGAGAGGAGUGUGGAGGGUAUCAUGGGGGCAGUAUGUACAGGAGAGGAGUAGAGGGUAUGACAGUGAUGGGCAGUAUGUACAGGAGAGGAGUGUGGAGGGUAUGACAGGGGCAGUAUGUACAGGAGAGGAGUGUGGAGGGUAUGAUGGGGGGCAGUAUGUACAGGAGAGGAGUGUGGAGGGUAUGACAGUGGGCAGCAAGUACAGGAGAGGA
Molecule: messenger RNA, 478 nt
Organism: Staurois parvus
Lineage: Eukaryota; Metazoa; Chordata; Amphibia; Anura; Ranidae
Source: the annotation of a GenBank genome assembly